Lachnellula hyalina is the source of this 1695-nucleotide messenger RNA. Its product is annotated as Actin-related protein. Gene Ontology annotation, biological process: microtubule-based movement. The coding region runs from base 1 to 1695 and encodes 564 amino acids. The transcript is spliced from 2 exons. NCBI's taxonomy places the organism in Eukaryota, Fungi, Ascomycota, Leotiomycetes, Helotiales, Lachnaceae. The record is from RefSeq and is a predicted model, not a curated record.
AUGUCUUCCGCCAAUGGUCCAGCGCACCGCAGUGUCGCAAAUAUUCGCUCACCCCCAACCGCACAUCCAGGAAGUCCGCAUACGCCUCUCCGAACGAUCUCCUCAGCAUUCGGGUCACCUUCUGCUUUGCGGGCAGAAGAGGACUAUGUGGUGAUUGAGUUAGGAGCGCGGUAUUUCAGAGCUGGGUUCGCUGGCGAUGCUGUACCAAAAGCUGUGCUGGAUUACGGACCAGAGCAGCGGAGGAGAGCAGGGGAUUAUAGAAAAUGGAACAUGGGAUAUGAGAAAGAUUGGAGGAAGAGGAUACAGGGCAAGGAAUGGGGCGAGGCGUAUGAGCUUUGGAGACCAGAUUUGAGAGGACUGGAUUUGGGUCUGAUUGGGGACAAGGUUGAUAGGGCAUUUCGGGAGGCUUUUACAAAGUAUCUAUUGACUGAUUCACGACCGAGGCGUUUGAUACUGAUUUUGCCAUCUGUACUGCCUCUACCACUUGUUUCUACGGUUCUUGACACCCUCUUUACGAACUACCAGCCUCCAACGGUUUCCUUAAUGUCAGCACCGGCACUUACGACUGUAGCUGCUGGUCUCCGUUCUGCUCUUGUGGUGGAUAUUGGAUGGUCCGAGACGGUUAUAUCGAGCAUCUACGAAUACCGGGAGGUACAAUGUACGCGAUCAGUUCGAGGGACCAAGAUGCUUGGAGAAGAAAUGUUCACGAUGCUUGUUGAGGCGGUGGAUCCCACAUCAUUGCAAGAAAGGGGAGAUGAACGUGGAUUUGGAGAAAAGGCACGUAAUACACUAAGCUUUGAAGAGUGUGAAGAGAUCCUCGUACGGAUGGCAUGGUGCAAGCCCGGAAAGAAGCCCGAGCAACCAGUAGCAUCAUUCGGACUCACACCAGUAAAGGAAGAGGACGAGCUGAGGUCUAGCAUGAGGACUAUGAACAUAAGUGGAGACGAGGCAGCAGAUCCCCAAAUCUCUAUACCCUUGAGGUCGACAAAUCCACGACAGACGCUCAAACUCCCUUUCUCGAAGCUGGCUGAGCCCUGCGAAAUAGCGCUGCUCGGAAAAGGAAACUUGCCUCAGCACCUGGAUGACGAAGAGCUGCCCAUCCACUUACUGGUAUAUCGAAGCCUCCUAAAGCUCCCACUUGAUGUCCGGUCGAUCUGUAUGUCUCGCAUAAUUUUUGUGGGUGGCGGUUCCAAUCUGCCGGGCCUGAAAGCGCGAAUCUUGAAUGAAGUAGCUGCCUUGAUUGAACAACGCGGCUGGGAUAUAGUGCAAGGAAAGGCUGUUGAUCAAUUCCGGAACAACCCAAAACUACAGAGGACACGGAGCAGACAGGCUGAUGAGGGUCCUAUGGAAGUAUUGCGGGAUAGCAAUCUCGUUCCUCCAGGUCUGUUAGAUCAGGAGCCUGAUCCAAUUGAGGAUGAUUUGAGACGGGAAGCAAAGAAGGACCCACCUGUCGUAUCAGGUAACCUACGUGCCAUUGACUCACUGGGAGCUUGGGCAGGUGGUAGCCUUCUUUCGCAAAUGAAGAUACCUGCUGUUUCUAUCAUUGACAGAGACCAGUGGAUUCAGCAGGGGCCUUCAGGGGCAUCGAGGGCUGGUGAGAUCACAGGAACUACUCAACGACAGAGUAUGGGACCAGGUGCUUUUAAAUCUGCAGCUGGUGACAGAUCAAGCUGGACGCUUGGUCUAUGGGGCUGA